AUGGCCGAUGAAAGAAAUUUUCGAUCUGCUUAUUAUGAAAAAGUGGGUUUUAGAAGUGUAGAAGAAAAGAAAUCGCUCGAAAUUUUAUUGAAGGAAAAACCUUUGGAUCACGGCAAGCUGAAACAGUUUUGCUUGAGAUUUUCUGUACCAACAACUUAUAGAAAUUUAAUAUGGAAAUUACUACUAGGAAUUAUCCCUGUUCAUGUAGAUUCACACAACUUUAUUAUGGACCAAAGAAAACAGGAAUAUCACGACCUACAUAGAGCACUAACUAUAAUGAAAGCCAUAGAUUCAAAUACACCAAAACAACAAGUUACUUUAGCCAUGUGGCUGUUACAGUCAGGAAAUUAUAUAAUAGAUACCAAUUUAACAACAGAAAGAGGGUUUACCAAUAUCGUACAAUCUUUUAUGCAAUUUUUUGAUGAUGAUACUGAUAUUUUUUGGUUGUCUAGGAACUUUUAUGAAAAUGUAAGAAAAUUUGAGUCAGAAAUUGGUAAAUUGGUGGAAAAAACUCAUGUUUUAUUGGAGAAGGAGGAUCCAGCAUACUACAAGCAUUUAAAUAAAACUGGAAUUUUAGACAAUUUACCCCUGAUUAAAUGGUUUGAUUGUUGUUUUGCUGGUAUUUUAAAUAAAACCGCUUUGGAGAGGAUUUGGGACAAACUUUGUGGUGGAUCAUACAAAAUUCUUGUGUUUGUUGCUGUCGUUCUUUUAACAACCCUUAAACCCAGGAUUUUGAAAUGUACAAAUAUUUCUGUAGUACUACAAUAUAUAAAGAAUAUUACAGAAGAAACAGCUGAUGUCAUUGCUAACAAGUCUAUAGAAAUGUGGCAGCAGCAUGGAAGUCCACUAACAAUACAUGAUAAACCAAAGCCAUAG
Messenger RNA from Psylliodes chrysocephalus, 876 nucleotides. The record is from the annotation of a GenBank genome assembly. Lineage: Eukaryota; Metazoa; Arthropoda; Insecta; Coleoptera; Chrysomelidae.